Molecule: messenger RNA, 2397 nt
Organism: Phyllopteryx taeniolatus (common seadragon)
Lineage: Eukaryota; Metazoa; Chordata; Actinopteri; Syngnathiformes; Syngnathidae
Gene: naa40
Product: N-alpha-acetyltransferase 40, NatD catalytic subunit
Exons: 7
Coding region: 397-1233 (278 amino acids)
Cellular component (GO): nucleus
Molecular function (GO): histone H2A acetyltransferase activity; protein N-terminal-serine acetyltransferase activity; histone H4 acetyltransferase activity
Source: RefSeq, a predicted model, not a curated record
GAAAACGGAGCUGGCACAAAUGAAAAGCUGCUGCUGCUGUGAGAGGGGAUUGGGGGGGGGGGGGGCUAGCCUGGUUAGCAUGCGAGCUAACACUUUAGCUUGUUUCCCCACACAUGCCGCUCACAUCGCCGGCUAGCCGCGUUAGCUACACCCCCUCCCCUCCUCCGAAAUGCCAAUUUCCGAAGCCUGCACCGCGAUUUCCAUCCUCCGCUUUUGCACGCUUUGCUUUAAACCCAUCCACGUGUUCCCCCUCAGAUUCCGAGCUUAAUGCUCUGACCCAAGGUGGUCUCCUCGGUGCAUCCCCCCCCCCAGUUCAUCUGGAGGACUUGUGCUUGUUUGUUUGCAUGCACAAACAAUGCACCGCUUACUUUUGUGGAUAAAGCAUCUCUUGGAAACAUGACCCCACGUCUCUUGCCAGCGACCUCAGUCACGCUCGCAUCGGCUCCCCAGGCCCAUCUUGUCCGCCGCCGCCGCGAGAAUAAAGAUGUUCAUGUUGUUUUGAUUGGUUCUCCCAUCCAGAGGAAAUCCAGCCGAGCGAAGGAGAAGAAAGCGCGGCGUCUGGAGGAGAGGGCGGCCAUGGACGCCGUCUGCGCCAAGGUGGACGCUGCCAAUAAGCUCAACGACCCGCUGGAUUCCUUCCCGGCAUUCAAAAAGUACGACAGGAACGGAUUGAACCUGCAGAUCGAGUGCAAGCGAGUGACGGCUCUCAACCCGUUGUCGGUGGAGUGGGCCUUCGAACUGACCCGAGCUAACAUGCAGACACUCUACGAGCAGAGCGAGUGGGGCUGGAAGGAACGCGAGAAGCGAGAGGAGAUGAACGACGAGAGGGCGUGGUACCUGUUGGCCCGCGACGGCGACUCCGCCCCCGUGGCCUUCUCGCACUUCCGAUUCGACGUGGAGUGCGGGGAGGAGGUGCUGUAUUGCUACGAGGUGCAGCUGGAGAGCAGAGUACGGAGGAAAGGGCUCGGCAAAUUCCUCAUCCAGAUUUUACAGCUCAUCGCUAAUGGUACGCAGAUGAAGAAAGUGAUGCUGACGGUUUUUAAACACAACCACGGCGCCUACCAGUUCUUCAGGGACGCUCUCCAGUUCGAGAUGGACGAGACCUCGCCGAGCAUGUCCGGCUGCUGCGGCGACGACUGCUCGUACGAGAUCCUCAGCCGGCGGACCAAACACGGCGAGGCCUCGGUGGGCCACGGCCACGCCGGCGGCCACUGCGGCGGGUGCUGCCAUUGAUCGUUUGGCCUCAAAACGCAGCCAGGCGCAAUCGUGUCCGUGAACGCUCGGGCUGCCUCCUUUCUUUGUAACGGGCCAGGGACGGUGGAGUAUUUGGUUCCAGAUCUCGAUGUUACGGAGCGACAUAUGUGUUUUUCUGCUGUAAAAGCGGCAUGCGGUGUGAGCUUCUGUUUGUUUGAUCCUUUCUCGUCAUCUCCGUCCUAUUCAUGACAGCCUGUGGCCCCGUUCUGAGCGCUCGUCCUCUCAUUGUCACUGUAUCGAAGGUUAGAAGCUGCACCCUCUAUCCAGGUGAGCCCUCGUGAAAUGUGAUUUCUGCCUCGUUGCAGUGACUGUAAAUGCACAUCGCUCCUUUUGUUUCAUGUUUUAUUUUUUUUAGCAUGCGCUCCGUGUGUCGGUUAUAAAAAAAAAAUAAUAAUUUAAAAAAUGGAGCGAGCCUUUUGAUGAAUUUCAGUCUUAAUGACAGAUGUGCUACAGUUAUGGAACUUUGCAGCCGCUCUAUUGUAAAUCCUCAUUAGGCUAACAUAGAGCAAUUUCGUGAAUGGUCGCCACUGUUGGGUUUCAGGAACUUAAAUCAAGAGUGGACAUACAGCCAAAUCCCAGGCUUUUAUUUUGAACGAGCGACAAGUAGUUAUGUUUACAAAGCCUACAGGGUACAUGCGUUUUGGAGUGCUUGUGUCAUUCCAUUGGAAUAACAAUCUACUUUUAAGUUCUGGAGAAUAGUUGGAAUUGCAAACAAAACAAAAAACAAAAGAGCUCAUCUCACGCCUUGGAAAAAAAAAUGUUUGUAAAAAAAGAAAAAUUAUGCUUUAACCACUCAUCACUCCUCCUGGCAGAUGAGCUGUCUUAAAAAAAAAAAAAAAAUUCGCCAAUUUUAAUUAUGACUUUUAUUUUGGAAGAACUGUUACUUAGCCACUAUUCCAACUAAACUUUCUCUUGAUCUAUUCUCUCCUUGUGUGUGUUUAUAUAUAUAUAUAUAUAUAUAUAUAUAUGUCCUCUUAUGGGUUCCAUCUUGAAGCGCAACAGUUUUUUGACAUGCAACUGUCUGACUGACUGAUGCUAACUGUGCAGUCCUUCACCACGAUGAAAGGGAAACAGUCAUUCUGCCUUGUCAGUGUUUUGUUUGUAUGUUACACAUCCAAUAAAGUUGUUUGACUUUUCAUAAGA